This is a messenger RNA of Coffea arabica (coffee), 1344 nucleotides long. RefSeq lists its product as uncharacterized. Lineage: Eukaryota; Viridiplantae; Streptophyta; Magnoliopsida; Gentianales; Rubiaceae. The record is from RefSeq and is a predicted model, not a curated record.
AGAAAUAAAAUCCACCCCAGAAGAGAAGGAUGGUAUGGCAAGGAAACAAAAAAUUAGCAACUUCAGUUCCUUUUCGCCCCCUCUGAAUGGGGACUGGAGCACUGCAGUUGCUCAGCCUAAUAAGCUCGUCUCCUCCUCCUCCUCGUCAUAAUCUCUGUUCCCAAAAAUUCUGGAAAAAGAGCCAAAAUCCAAGUAGCCAAAACAACCAUACUGGGUUCUCUUUCUCCCCAAAAGCCGGCGGAAGAGUUGGUGGGUCCGAGUGGGAGAGGAGCAAGACCAGUACCAGCACCCACGAGCCACACCGGCGGUCUAGACCCAGUUACGAGUUUGAUUUUUAUGAGGACGAGUUUGGGCUCGGAAACGCCAGGAAGCAGAGGAGGAAGUGGUGGUCUGAGGACUCAUCACCGUGGGACACUGACAUUGAUGAUGAUGAUGAACUUCUUGAUGGGCUAGGGAUUUUUGAAGGCUCCAUUGGUUUCUCUUCCAUUUUCAAGGUACUUAGAUCAUUUGGCUGGAUGAUUCCUCCCAUCAUUUUAUCAAUGCUGCUAGGGACUGGAACAGAUACCUUUUUCAUGGCAUUAGUUCUCCCCCUAGCUCAGUCUGCUCUUUCCUUAUUAUUUGAUUCUGUAUGGGGAAGGCCCACUAACAGACAUAGAACAACAUCAAAGUCCCAGAAAAGGAAGAGGACCUCUGCUGGAGCUACAAGUAGUAGUAGAAUGAAAGAGGAGAAACAACGAAGGAGCCAGAACGGCAAGAGGGUUGGCGAUUACUGGUCUUGGGGCUCAAAUAACAUUUCUGCUGAGAAAGGGGAGGAAAGGGCUCGGAACUUUGGCGGAUGGGAUGAGCUUGAUAGAGCAGAGAGAAUGCAAGAAGAGACUAACACUGCAAGAGCAAAUCAAACAAGACGGGAUACAGAAGGUAAACUCAGUCGAAGAGCAAGAAACAGGCAUACACCACUUCUGGUGAGGUUGCUCAUUGCCUUCUUCCCAUUUUUGGGAUUUUGGAGCAAAUUAUUGUAAGUAUGUGGUGUCCUCUUCAGUGACGUUAGGUAUCCAUUCCUGGGUGACCAGUAUUAAUUGGUUCAUUGAAUUUGUUUGGACCAUAUGUUAGUUUCUCCAUUCAAAAAUCUCAAGGAGAGCAGACGCAUGUAUAUCAGUUGUAUUUGUUUUCAUACGAGGUAAGCGUUUAGCUAGGAAAUUGAAGCUUGUUGAGUUCUAUCGUCUUCUAGUUUGGAAUGACUGAUUGGCAGCAGUCUCUGUCCUUGUAAAUGUGUGUACCUGGAAAACGAUUUGAAUUCUGCACAUAGAUCGAAGUAGAAAUGAAUGGCUGCUGGGAUUUGGACAC